Messenger RNA from Lytechinus pictus (painted urchin), 4911 nucleotides. RefSeq lists its product as uncharacterized. The transcript is spliced from 16 exons. Gene Ontology annotation, cellular component: extracellular region. The record is from RefSeq and is a predicted model, not a curated record. Lineage: Eukaryota; Metazoa; Echinodermata; Echinoidea; Temnopleuroida; Toxopneustidae. Bases 612 to 2591 code for a protein of 659 amino acids.
AUAAUUAUUGCCAUUAUAUGGCCCACAUAAAUGUAUCUAGAGGGCUAAGGCGUCCUCUUCGAAAGUUACUCGGGUGUCCGACUGUGUACUCGAGAACUAGUAGCCAGAUUUUAAAUCCGCUAUCUCCUUUACAAAACACACAGGUGUUAUGUAACUUUUUGAUCCAGUCAAUAUUUUCUGCUAUUGUCUGUGCAUACUGAAGAGAAACGAAUGGUUUAUCUACCAGACAAUGGGAUGAGACAGAAAGAAAGUGACUUCAUUGUAGGUGUUUGGAGGACAGGCUCUUGACUUGUCUAAAGUAUCGACAACGGUGACUAACGAAGAGCUAUUAAAUUUGGAUUAAAAGGAAAGGUAGACGCGUAUUUGGUACACUUGGGGGAAACUUCGACAUGUUCGUGUUGAAACGUUCCAUGCUGACUUAGCAUAUAACGGUGAAACAUUACAAAUUAGCAUUGGAUUGCUGUAAAUGAAGGAUUAUCAAUGUCUAAAAUUUGUUGUGCUAGCUAUUCUUUCUCUGUAUCAAUAAAUACAUGGAGAACUCUUAGUAACGUCCAACUCGGAACAAACUACUUUCCAUUUCUGUGACUUUUUAUCACCAAUCGUCUCAAAACAUGGAUAAAAUGACUGGGAUUUACUCCAUAGGACUAUUAGCAGUUUUAUUCGUAAGUUUGGUGGAUGGUGAAAUCACUAGGAAUAGGAAUGAUCAGAACAUUGGGAAGUAUAUUGUCGGCACACCACUUGUUUUUGCCUUGAAUACGAGUUAUAAAAUAUAUGAUGGAUUUAGUUCGCGCGUCUUGGAUAGAAAAGAUUGGCAUUCAGGGGAGUCAAGAGACGAUGCCGAUGGUGAUGACGAGAGUCAACAUCGCAGAAAGAGAUCGACGUCGUUUUCUGCAGACGAGAUCCAAGGAAUCCUGGACAGGCAUAAUCUUCUUAGAGGACAGGUUUCACCUGAAGCCUCCAAUAUGGAAUUCAUGAUAUGGGAUGACGACUUAGCCUCCAUGGCCCAGGAUUGGUCUGAUGAGUGUCUAUGGGAGCAUGGUAACCCUACAAACAUCUCACCAUUCUCAUCAGUGGGCCAGAAUCUAUGGCUUGGAACGGGAUCACAGCCCGAUGGUGUUGGACCAACUCAGGCUUGGUACGACGAGGACCAGUACUACGACUAUGAUGACCACAGUUGCUCUGAUGUCUGUGGCCAUUACACACAGGUUGUAUGGGCUUCUACCUACGCUGUUGGAUGUGGUCGAACCUUUUGCUCUUCAGUUUCUAACGGCUGGUCGAACGCCUAUAUCGUCACCUGUAAUUAUGGACCUGCUGGAAACUACAACGGUGUGCGCCCCUAUUUAUCUGGCAGCAGCUGCACACAGUGCGAUUCAGGCAUUGGAGAAUGUUAUGAAAAUAAAUGUAGAUUGUGUUCUGAGCACAACGAAGCCUGUGACUGCCAAGCUGUAUGCCAGAACUGCGGAACAUUGAACAAUGAUUGUACGUGUACAUGUCGAGACGGGCAUUACGGCAGCGACUGUUCAACUGUUUGUGAGGACACACAUGAAUACUGUGGCGGUAAUCCUGGCUGGCCUCUCUCCUGGUGUACCGAGGACAGGUCGUACGUGCUCACCAAUUGUCCUCUCUUCUGCGGAUUGUGCAAUGAAGCCGACCCAAGUCAGACCUGUGAUAGUUCCACAUCCACUUCAUCUCCGGCCGCGACAUCGACUUCGGGCGGUGGAGGCGAUGUAACAACCCCUGUCACGACCACGACCGAGUCAACCACGACUGAGUCAACGACGACUGAACAAACAUGUGAUACCACAUGUCAGAAUGACGGCAGUGUUGACGAGACAUCGUGUGAAUGCAACUGUCCAAGUGACUACCAAGGAGAACAAUGUGAACAACAAAAAGCCCAGGUUCGGUUUGGCGUAGUAGUACUGGUUUAUACGAGCAUAAACAGAUGGCCCGAUCUUGAAGAUAUUCUCCUGCGAAUAAUUGGAGAAAUCGUGACGUUAUGGUGCAAUGACAAUUUUGAUAUCUGCUGCUCAAACCAGGGAACACUUUCAGAAUCAUCCACAACUCUGAGCUACGUCGAUGAAACCCAUGUGACUGUUGGUGACGGGUUUCCCAGCGAAGAAACAGGGCUUUCCUUUGAUGCUUUUCGUGUCAUGCUCUUGGUGACACCACCAGAGAUAACAGAGCUUUGCUCGGCAGGAUCUGAUUCUAACUCUGCAACCAGGAGAAGAAGAUGGAUUGAUCAAGGCAAUGGGAUUUCGAAGAGAAAUGUUGACGCAUCAGAAAAUUACCUGGAUCAGGACGCGCUGUACCAGGCCGUCAGUGAGAACAUUGACACUCUGGAAGACGAACUCAACGUCACGGUCGGCGAGGUGGUCAAAGGCGAAGUCGAACCUGAUCCAGGAAACGGCGGAGGACUGGCAGCCUGGGCUAUUGCUCUCAUCGUCGUGCUCGUCCUUCUGGUUGUCGUCGCAGUACUCGGGGUUGCUGUAUACAUGACGAUGAAAGGAAAAAAGGACCAAUCAGUGUCUCCUGAAAAGAAUGCUAGCAAGGACAAGAAUGAUGAAGGAAAGUCAUCGUCAUCAUCGCAUUAACAGAGAUAUUUAAAACUGGAGGUGCUAAAGCAGCCGACCCCAUCAAUGCCUCCGAAGACACCAAUCGAAGAGAGUCAGAUGAAGAUAAACAUCCUCCACAAAAGAACAGAGGAGGACAAGUCUUGAGUAGUACAUCAUCCAGAGGGAAACCUGUAAAGCUUACUCCAAUCAAGUCGAAAUCCAGCGAAAAGGCUCCUGACAUCAAAAAAAAUAACUCCCUUCCCCCGGUGAAACGUUCACAGGCGCCACCAAAACGGAAGGGAAAGAAGAAAUGAUUAGAUAUGUUUGCUUUGGUCCUCUCUUCCUCUUCAUUCGAGGUAUCCCUCUGAAGUCACCAACUCUCUCCAUCACUCUCUAUCCCCACGUUCCCCUCCCCUCUCUUAUAUGUCCCCACUUCAUACCCCCACACCACUGGCGUAAAUCCGUGUUGAUGGGUGGGGGGAUGACUGAUAUAUUUUAGCAUUUUUUUUGCAAUCAUGUUUUUAGAUAUGCAAGGAAUUGCCAUUGAUAUGUCCACAGUGGCGUACCGUGGGUCACGGCAUUGGGGGGGGGGGGGCACCAGCAAAAUUUUUGAAUCACUGAGUGAGUGCGCUAGUGAGCGCGCUCAGUUGCCAGUUAUACUGACCUAAUAGAGACAUUUUAAGGACAAUGUCAUCGAACUGAUAUGUAUCUCACUGAUCAAAUAAUGCGAGCGCGAAGCGCGAGCCGAAAUUUUUUUAAUUUUCACACCUAAAAAGGGACAUUAUAAUCAAAUUUGUGUAAUCAUGAUAGAUACCUGUCUCGCUAAACAAUGCAAGCGCGAAGCGUGAGCUGAAAAUUUAGAUAAUUCAGACCUGAAGUGGGGCAUUCUAAGGUUUUUUUUGUAAGAAUUAACUAGGACCAUACGUAUUUUGAUAUUCAGAUCAGAAGGAACAUUUUAAGGACUGAUUUUAGGAAUUUAUGAAAAGCAGACAUAUCUCACCAAUCCACUAAUGCGAACGUAAUCACGGACAGAAAAUUGUUCAUAUAUACGAAGACCUUAACAUGGGGCAAUCGCUUUUUGAGUCGUGAAAAAGAAGCAUAUGUCACUACAUAAACAAUGAUAACUCAAGUGCUAGGAAAUAUAUUUGGUUUAUAUUGACUUGAAAACGGGAUGUUUUAGUACAACAGGAUUAUAUAUCACGUUAAACAGACAAUGCGAGCACCAGGAACAAUGAAGACGUAGGCCCUGGGCAAAUAAUGUUUAAUAAAGUUAUGAUAAAUAUGUUUCUUAUGUAAUGUAACAUAACAUAAUUAUAAUAUAAUAUAACAUUAUAAUGAAUAAUAUUUUCUUCUUUCCCACUACGUUUCUCUUCCUUUCUCCCUCUUUUCUCCCUUUUUUGGGUCAGCCGAUGGGGGGGGAUGUGCCCCCCAUGCCCCCCGUAGUUACGCCACUGUAUGUCCAUAUGGCAAAUACCCCUCCAAUAUUAUUAUCUUUUUUACCCCAUGAUGGUUUAAUGGUUUUAUUAGAGAUUACAUUAAAAAAAUUUUGACAUUCCAUCUUAAUCCCUUCCCAAAGACCCCAACAUUGAUGAAUUGGAAGAAACGGGGGUUUCUCUUCAAUGUUAUAAUAAGGAUAUAAUUAUUUCGUUUGGAAAUGGUGAACUGGCUCUUUAUUUGCAUUUUAUGAUUCAAUAAUAUUGUUUUAUUUGUUAAGCGGUAUUUUAGGAAGAAUUUUCACCAAUAAAACAAUUAUCUCUUGUGAUUUUUUUUCUUCAUUUCUUUCGUAAAAAAGGGGGGGGGGGAUGUUUGUACAGGCCAUCUCCCCCUCCUCGAAAAGUGGGGGGAUAUAUCCCCCCAUCCCCCGGGAUUUACGCCAGUGCCCCACACCUUACCCGUCAUGCAAUUCUAGGUGCACUUCACCCCCGUCUUCCUCCCUCUUCUUCCAACCUUAUGCUUUCAUUCUCCACCUCUGUAUUAUCAAUGUAUAUAAUGGAGUUAUAUUAGCUCUCAACAUAUCUCCCUCUCUCACACUUCUUGAAUACCCACCCCCUCUUUCUACUUCCCUCGCUUUCUCUUAUUGUGCAUUUUUUUACAGUCAUAACCAAUCUCUCUCUGCCUCAUUGAAUAAAUUUCGACAAUCAAAUUUUCCCAUGCAUGCACUCCCCCUCUCUCUCUCUCUUUCUAAAAACCAGUCCAUCUAUUAUCGCAUUUAUUCAUCUUCGCAGAGGCAGUAGGUGCGAACCUCUUGUAAAUAGACCACUUAUUAAAAUGAAUUAUUUCUCUCAUGUAAAUAUACCACCCAAAUACUUUAAAUGAUUUCACAAAGUGCAGAAAUAAAAGGCGAAAUGACGUUUUGUGU